UGGAUGACCCAGAGGAUGGGAAAAUGUGGAAGGGAUGUCCCCCUUGAGACACAAUUUAUGCUCAUUGAGAGCAAUGGCAAUGAGAUUGACGAAGACAAUUCUGCAACAAUCUACAUUGUUAUGCUUCCUCUCCUUGAAGGCCAAUUCCGUGCCGUCCUGCAAGGCAACGACAAGAACGAGCUGGAGAUUUGUUUGGAGAGUGGAGACAAGGAUGUUGUUACCAGGCAAGGCCUUAACCUUGUCUACAUCCAUGCUGGAACGAACCCCUUCGAAGUUAUCAAUCAGGCUGUGAAGGCCGUGGAAAACCGCAUGCAAACUUUCUCUCAUCGCGAGAAGAAAAGGUUGCCAUCUUUUGUUGACUGGUUUGGCUGGUGUACAUGGGAUGCUUUCUAUACUGAUGUUACUGCCGACGGUGUUGAAGAAGGCCUGAAAAGUCUAUCAGACGGAGGUACACCGCCACGGUUCAUCAUCAUAGAUGACGGUUGGCAACAGAUUGAAAGUGAACCAAACGAAGCUGAUGAUUGCGUCGUACAAGAAGGAGCACAGUUUGCUACUAGGUUGACUGGUAUAAAAGAAAAUGCCAAAUUCCAAAAGAAGAAUGAACAGAACAAUGAACAAGACUUAGGCCUGAAGCAUGUCGUAGAUGAAGCAAAGAAAAAUUACAACGUGAAAAAUAUUUAUGUAUGGCAUGCUCUAGCUGGUUAUUGGGGUGGAGUGAAGCCAGCAGCAGAAGGGAUGGAGCACUAUGAAAGUGCAUUGGCCUAUCCAGUACAGUCUCCCGGCAUACUCGGGAACCAACCCGACAUCGUCAUGGACAGCCUAGCUGUCCAUGGCCUUGGUCUAGUGCACCCAAAGAAGGUCUUCGAUUUCUACAAUGAUCUCCAUGCUUACUUGGCUUCAUGUGGAGUAGAUGGAGUAAAGGUUGAUGUUCAGAACAUCAUUGAGACCCUUGGUGCUGGACACGGCGGCAGAGUCAUGCUCACACGCAGCUAUCAUCAUGCACUCGAGGCUUCAAUUGCUCAUAACUUUCCUGAUAAUGGAUGCAUCGCUUGUAUGUGUCACAACACUGAUAGCCUCUAUAGUUCUAAGCAGACUGCUGUUGUGAGAGCAUCCGAUGAUUUUUACCCGCAUGAUCCGGCCUCUCAUACCAUCCAUGUUUCAUCUGUAGCAUACAACACACUUUUCCUUGGAGAAUUCAUGCAGCCAGACUGGGACAUGUUUCAUAGUUUACAUCCAGCAGCUGAGUAUCACGCCGCAGCUCGCGCAAUUGGUGGAUGUCCAAUCUAUGUUAGUGACAAGCCAGGCAACCACGACUUUGAUCUUCUUAAGAAGCUGGUUCUCCCUGAUGGUUCAGUUCUCCGUGCUCAGUUACCCGGAAGGCCCACCCUCGAUUGCCUCUUCGCCGAUCCUGCAAGAGAUGGGACGAGCUUACUCAAAAUAUGGAACUUGAACAAAUACUCUGGAGUAGUGGGUGCAUUUAACUGCCAAGGUGCUGGAUGGUGUAGGGUAGAGAAGAGAAUCCGCAUCCAUGAUGCAUCUCCUGGCACUCUCUCCAGCUUCGUUAGUGCCUCUGAUGUCGAUCUCAUAGCUCAAGUCGCUGGUGCUGGUUGGCGUGGAGAUGUUAUUGCCUAUGCUUACAGAUCAGGUGACAUAAUUCGGCUAUCAAAUGGUACUUCAGUUCCGGUGAUAUUAAAUGUUCUGGAGUAUGAGCUGUUCCAUUUCUGUCCUGUGGAGGAAAUUACCUCAAGUAUCUCGUUUGCAGCAAUAGGACUUUUGGACAUGUUCAACACUGGAGGAGCUGUGGAGCAAGUUGAAAUCCAUAAAGUUUCUGAGAACAACAUGGAACUAUAUGAUGAUGAGGCUUCAUCUGAAGUGACCAAUGAUCCGAGUUCUAACCGAUCAGCAGCAGCAGCAGCAGCAACUAUGUCUCUGAAAGUGAGGGGAAGUGGGAGAUUUGGUGUAUACUCCUCCCAACGGCCAUUAAAGUGCACCGUCGGCGGAGCCAAAACCGAGUUCAAGUAUGACUUGGAUACUGGGUUGACAACAUUUUCUAUCCCAGUUCCUGAUGAGGAGAUGUAUAAAUGGUCAAUACAGAUCCAAGUUUGAGUCACUAAACUUAUUGGUGCACUGAAAUAUACUUACAACACCAGGAGAUUUAUAUAUUUCUUUUGACCCUAGCAUAUCUUUAUCAACUGAUGUUAUUCUCAGCUACAUCGAUCACAAGUACAAAUUCCAUCACAACAAGUACACAAAUUUGUUUGUGUGGAUGGUUAGCUAUUGUUAUAAUAUAUAACAUAACUUAAAUUCACCACUUCAUACAACUAGCAUAAAUGUUAAUCACCUAAUCCACCAAUGCUAAUGAUAACUUCAGUACCAAAUUCUUUACUUCUCGGCGUAUUAAAAAAUACAGAUCUAAUUCUUUUAAUGCUAAUGGUAACUUCAAAAUUCUCUUCACAAAUUUGGUGUUAAAAGUUACUAUUAGCAUUAAGAAAAUUAUAUCUAUAUUUUUUAAUACACUAAAAAGUGAAGAAUUUGAUGUUAAAGUAAUCAUUAAUAGAGCAAUGCUAGGGGCCAGCAGUUUUAUUGAAUUUUGGCCAGCAUGUAACCAGCAGAGAAAGGUGAGCCAUUGGAUGAAAUCUCACACCAAUCUCACACCAUCAAAUUAUCAUUGAUGGCUUGUUGAUAGUUAACAAUCACAAAAAUUGCUGACCCCUAGACUUUUCCAUCAUUAAUAUUAAUAAAUUAGAUAAUUAGAAUUUGUGCUAGUUGCAUAGGAUGGUGAAUAUAGGAUGGUAAAUUUAGGUUAUGUUGUAUGUUGUAAUAAUAACUAACUAUCUACACAAAUAAAUUUAUGUAAUUAUUGUAAUGGAUAUAGCUGAGAAUAAUAUAAG
Molecule: messenger RNA, 2891 nt
Organism: Arachis duranensis
Lineage: Eukaryota; Viridiplantae; Streptophyta; Magnoliopsida; Fabales; Fabaceae
Product: probable galactinol--sucrose galactosyltransferase 2
Exons: 12
Coding region: 4-2106 (700 amino acids)
Molecular function (GO): raffinose alpha-galactosidase activity
Source: RefSeq, a predicted model, not a curated record